This is a messenger RNA of Condylostylus longicornis, 1064 nucleotides long. It is a transcript of the gene Ak3, whose product is annotated as adenylate kinase 4, mitochondrial. Gene Ontology annotation, biological process: nucleobase-containing compound metabolic process. The record is from RefSeq and is a predicted model, not a curated record. Lineage: Eukaryota; Metazoa; Arthropoda; Insecta; Diptera; Dolichopodidae. Gene Ontology annotation, molecular function: ATP binding; AMP kinase activity. Bases 185 to 877 code for a protein of 230 amino acids. Gene Ontology annotation, cellular component: mitochondrion; cytoplasm. The transcript is spliced from 2 exons.
GAUUUUUAGUAAUGUCAAGCCAUACAUGCAUGUGAUGUAAUGUGUAGUGGAAUUAUGACUUUUCGGUUAAAUGAAGCAACAUUGAAAUAAAAAUAAGUUUAAAUUUCAAAUUACGUCAUAAAAGAUAAUUAUACAUAUAUUUUUAAAUUUAAAGCCAAACUCUGGAAAAAUAUAAUUUUAGUUAAUGUUUACCAAAAAUAUGUCUUCAAAAAUAUUUCGAGCUGUAAUAUUAGGACCACCUGCUGCAGGUAAAGGAACAAUAUCAAGAAGAAUAUUGAAAAAAUUUAAUUGCGAUCACGUUGCUCCUGGUGACAUUUUGCGUCUGCAUAUUGAAAAGAAUACUAGAUUAGGCCAACAAGCAAAGCGGUAUUUACAAGAAGGAAAAUUAGUACCAGAUGAUUUGGUAAUCAAACUGGUUUCUAGCAGUAUAAAUGAAAUUGGUAACAGAUCGUGGUUAUUAGAUGGUUUUCCUAGGACUGAACAACAAGCGCGGAUUCUUCAGCACAGCGAUCCAGUCGAAUUUGUUAUAAAUUUGAAAGUUUCAACUCAAUUAAUUAUAGAUAGAGCAAAAAAUCGAUGGGUUCACUUGCCUAGUGGGCGUGCUUAUAAUAUUGGUUUCAAUGAACCUAAGAUUCCAUUUAAAGAUGACCUCACUGGAGAAGAUUUAAUUCAACGGGAAGAUGAUAAGCCAGAAGUUUUGGAAAAGCGAUUGGACAUUUAUUGGAAAACCAUGCAACCAGUUUUGGAUUUUUAUAAAAAUUUGGAUAUCGUAUACGAUUUUUCUGGAAAGAGUACUGACGAGAUAUAUCCUAAAAUUGAAAAAUUCCUAACAGAAAGGACAAUCUGCUGCAGUAAAGCAGCUCUAAAUAAAGGAUAAUUUAAUAAUCAUUAUUCAUUGGGCCAAAAUUUUAAAGACAAUAGUUAUUACAAGCUUUUGAAAGUUAUAAAGUAGAUAUUUUUAAACUAUGUAUAUUCCAAAGUUAAAUUUAAGCUCAAAUCAGUAAUUAAAAAAUGUGAUAUGAAUGUAGGGUUUAUAUUAUGCCAGAUUAUUGUUAAUAAAUAUG